AGUAAGCCUUCUAUGUUGAAGUCUACCAUCGUACCCAAUAGGCCGUCGCUCGCGUAGCAGAGUUUAUUGAAGAUAGCGAUAACAAAAUGCUUGUAAUGACCGGUGCCGGCGCAUCCACUGAUAGCGGUAUACCCGAUUAUAGGUCACCUUCUGGUAGAUAUGUCAAGAAUCAUACGCGGCCCAUAUUUUUUCAAGAAUUCUUAGCAAAUGCUGAGUUCAGACGGCGGUAUUGGGCCAGAGGAUACCUUGGUUGGCCCCAAAUGCUGAAGGCAAAGCCAAAUUCGACACAUUAUGCAUUACAAAAUCUUUUAGAGCAAGGUCACAUAAGUAGCCUUAUUACUCAAAACGUUGAUCACUUGCACCACGCAGCAGGGACCCCGGAAGAUCGUAUAGUAGAGCUACAUGGCACCUUGCAUGAAGUAUCAUGUUUGUCCUGCCACCACACCACAAGUCGGUUUGAUUUCCAGCAGAGGCUCGAUGACCUGAAUCAGGCUUGGAAGGCUUACCAGCAGGAAAUUGUGGCAUCCGGCGGCGAACCUAAGACAAAUCCCGAUGGUGAUGUUGAACUCCCUUCUACUGUCUCUUAUGAUACUUUCAAGAUACCACCGUGCGAUGUUUGUGGGAACCACAUGAUGAAGCCUCGCGUGGUGUUCUUUGGUGAGAACAUCGAAAGCCAUGUCAAAGAGAAGGCAGCACGCCUUGUUGAAGAAUGCGAAUCAAUGCUGGUUAUUGGUAGCUCUUUGGCAACGUUUUCCGCCUUCAGGCUUGUAAAGAGAGUCAAAGAACUCGGAAAGCCUGUCGGAGUGCUCAAUAUGGGACCCACAAGGUCGGACGCAUUAAUAGAUUGGAAAAUAGAACUGAAUAGUUCUAUGGUUUUAGAAGAAGUUUUGCGUCAAAGAUUUCCAAACAAGUAGAUGUAAUGUAAUUAAAUAGACUCGUAUGAUGAAGCUGCUAUCGUAAUUCCAAUACUUUGUAGCAAAGAAACUGAUUUACUCAAUAAUAAAAUUUAGCUUUGUAAAAGUCAA
Messenger RNA from Umbelopsis ramanniana AG, 1025 nucleotides. RefSeq lists its product as uncharacterized. Bases 87 to 914 code for a protein of 275 amino acids. Gene Ontology annotation, molecular function: NAD+ binding. The record is from RefSeq and is a predicted model, not a curated record. The transcript is spliced from 3 exons. NCBI's taxonomy places the organism in Eukaryota, Fungi, Mucoromycota, Umbelopsidomycetes, Umbelopsidales, Umbelopsidaceae.